CCGGCAGGGGGACUUGCUGCUGGGAGAGCAGCGGCCCAAGCCGGUGCCAUGGCGAAGCUGCUGAGCUGUGUCCUAGGCCCCCGGCUCUACAAAAUCUACCGGGAGAGGGACUCAGAAAGGGCCCCGUCCAGCGUCCCCGAAACUCCAACUUCAGUCACUAACCCCAGUUCCAGCUCCUGGGAUACGUACUAUCAGCCCCGUGCCCUGGAGAAACAUGCUGACAGCAUCCUGGCACUGGCUUCAGUCUUCUGGUCCAUCUCUUACUACUCCUCUCCCUUCGCCUUCUUCUACUUGUACAGGAAAGGUUACUUGAGUUUGUCCAAGGUGGUGCCAUUUUCUCACUAUGCUGGAACAUUGCUGCUACUACUGGCAGGUGUGGCCUGCCUCCGAGGCAUUGGCCGCUGGACCAACCCCCAGUACCGGCAGUUCAUCACUAUCUUGGAAGCCACACAUCGAAACCAGUCCACAGAAAACAAGAAGCAGCUGGCCAACUACAACUUUGACUUCAGGAGCUGGCCAGUUGACUUCCACUGGGAGGAACCCAGCAGCCGGAAGGAGUCCCGAGGAGGCCCUUCCCGCCGGGGUGUGGCUCUGCUUCGCCCAGAGCCAAUACACAGGGGAACAGCAGACACCCUCCUCAAUCAAGCUAAGAAACUGCCUUGUCAGAUCACCAGCUACCUAGUGGCACACACCCUGGGACGCCGAAUGCUGUACCCAGGCUCCGUGUACCUGCUCCAGAAGGCCCUCAUGCCUGUGCUGCUGCAGGGCCAGGCCCGGCUGGUAGAAGAGUGUAAUGGCCGCCGGGCAAAGCUGCUGGCGUGUGAUGGUAAUGAGAUUGACACCAUGUUUGUGGACCGGCGGGGGACAGCUGAGCCCCAGGGACAGAAGCUGGUGAUCUGCUGUGAGGGGAACGCAGGAUUCUAUGAGGUGGGCUGUGUCUCUACGCCCCUGGAAGCUGGAUAUUCAGUCCUGGGAUGGAAUCAUCCAGGUUUUGCUGGAAGCACGGGAGUGCCAUUCCCACAAAAUGAGGCCAAUGCUAUGGAUGUGGUGGUCCAGUUCGCCAUCCACCGCCUGGGCUUCCAGCCCCAGGACAUCAUCAUCUACGCCUGGUCCAUUGGCGGAUUCACUGGUACCAGUCUCCCUCCCACUUCCCACUGUAGACAGAUUCAUGUCUCUGCCCAGGAGAGGUGGGGACCUGUACUGCUGGCUCAAGAGGCAGGUGGAGAGAAGGCUCCGGGAAGAAGAGUGAGGAAGUGGAAUCUAAGUGGGCCCGGAAGAACAUACCCAUUUCCAUAUACUUCACCUCUCCUUCCACCCUUGUGCCCAAUCAUUAAAAGUAGACCAGUGUCCUGGGGUGGGGAAAUCAGGGAGAUAGAAUGUUUUUGUCUGUUGUUUUCCAUGCACUUCCAGGUUCUCUAUUCUCUCUGGAUGGUUAAGGAGAAACAUAAUAGGGAGAAUAGGGUCAGGGAUGUCGUAGGCAUGAGCCCCUCUCUUUUCCUUGUCCUGGUACCAGCCACAUGGGCAGCCAUGUCCUACCCAGACAUUAGUGCUGUGAUCCUGGAUGCUUCCUUUGAUGACCUGGUGCCCUUGGCCUUGAAGGUUAUGCCGGACAGCUGGAGGGGUCUGGUGACCAGGACUGUGAGGCAGCAUCUCAACCUAAACAACUCAGAGCAGCUGUGCAGGUACCAGGGUCCUGUGCUGCUGAUCCGGAGAACCAAGGAUGAGAUCAUCACCACCACGGUUCCUGAGGACAUCAUGUCUAACCGAGGCAAUGACCUCCUGCUGAAGCUCUUGCAGUUUCGAUAUCCUCGUGUGAUGGCAGAAGAGGGUCUUCGAGUAGUGAGGCAGUGGCUGGAGGCCUCCUCCCAGCUAGAGGAAGCCUCAAUUUACAGCCGAUGGGAAGUAGAGGAGGACUGGUGUCUGUCUGUCCUCCGAUCCUACCAAGCAGAACAUGGGUCUGAUUUCCCCUGGAGUGUGGGAGAGGACAUGAGUGCAGAUGGACGGCAGCAGCUGGCGUUGUUUCUGGCUCGGAAGCAUCUGCACAACUUCGAGGCCACACACUGCACCCCACUUCCAGCCCAGAACUUCCAGAUGCCCUGGCACCUCUAGGGACCACAUUGGGACUCAUUCUGGAAGAUAGGAUGGGAGGAGACAUAAGGGAGGACCCCUUUAUUUGUGACUCUGUGUUCAUGGUGCUGUUUAUAGUUUGUGGAAAGUGGGGGUCCACCCCCCUACUGUUCCUCUUGCAUGUUUCCCCUCAUCCAUGUGGCAGCACCUAACCUUCCCCAUCACAACCUGCAUUAAAUGAAUGGAUUAUUCCUAAUAAUUAAUUAAAAAAAGGUAUUUUUUCUACUAUCUGGCUAAUUGUGUAACUCUUCAAGUGUCUAGGAAGCUAGGAACUGGUUGUGGGGAGAGCAGAGGUCCAAAAGGGGCUGUGUUCUGGAGAACCCCAACUCCAGACAGUCAUCUUAACCCUCCUCAUCUCUGUGCUUCAGUUCCCAAUCUGAGCUGUAUUCAUGCAGUGGGUCCCCAAGCCCCACCCUCUUCUGGCAUGCCAUGCCUAGUGAUAUCACUGCUGUGCAUCUCCCCUGAUCUUCCCUUCUUCCUUUCCACAUACAGCUACCUCAGGAGCCCACUCUUGCUCAUAGCUUGUUUAAAAAGUGCCUUCUAGUAAACAAUUUC
Castor canadensis (American beaver) is the source of this 2682-nucleotide messenger RNA. The record is from RefSeq and is a predicted model, not a curated record. Lineage: Eukaryota; Metazoa; Chordata; Mammalia; Rodentia; Castoridae.